Closterium sp. NIES-65 is the source of this 456-nucleotide messenger RNA. The record is from the annotation of a GenBank genome assembly. NCBI's taxonomy places the organism in Eukaryota, Viridiplantae, Streptophyta, Zygnematophyceae, Desmidiales, Closteriaceae.
AUGCUGCCAAUCACGUUCUUCCUCGUCACGGCGCGCCCAAUAGUGGACAUGCGAAUUUUCCUCGACCAACCCUCCCCACUGCUCGACCGAGUCCGAGAUGCCUCCUCCGUGAAGCAUGUCAUGCGCCUGCAAGCGACCAACUGGGAGCUCAAGGGAGUGGACUACGACCCAGCCAACUUCUCCCUCGACGUGCGCGGAUCCCUCUUUGCCCAGUCCGCCGCCCGGCCGAACCAGCCCACCGUUAUGGCGGUGACGGUGGGCAUGCAGGUGCCGCCCAACCUCUUCCUUGUGCCCCGCCAGUCCAUUGAAGCUGUUGGUAGCGCGGUGUUGCAGCAGCUGCUGGCAUCAAUGAAGGACAGAGUGAACAACCGAGUUCUCAGCGACUAUGCCAGGUUCACAGCUGAGCGCGCCCGCUCUGCUGCCACUUCAAGGCGCCUCCCCAACUCCAACGCCUAA